Culex pipiens pallens (northern house mosquito) is the source of this 852-nucleotide messenger RNA. RefSeq lists its product as uncharacterized. The record is from RefSeq and is a predicted model, not a curated record. NCBI's taxonomy places the organism in Eukaryota, Metazoa, Arthropoda, Insecta, Diptera, Culicidae. The coding region runs from base 1 to 852 and encodes 283 amino acids. The transcript has a single exon.
AUGCCAACAAACAGUCACAGCAAACAAAACUUGACAGCCCUGUCACUCAGUCAUGACCAGCAGCAGCUGACACUGCAUCACCAUCAGACAGCCCAUCGCCAGCGAGCCCAGCGUCCUACUCAGCCAGCCCCACCCCCCGUUCUCCGUCCCCGUAAGCACUCACUUCAGCAGUGUCGCACAACACAAGCAGUACCAACCCCCUCACCAUGCCACUUAUCCCAAACUCGCCCCCACUACAGGCCAACUCCUCCAAGCAGCCAGCUCCAGGUUGGCCUCAGCCCCAGUCUAACAGCCCCACACCCCUACCACCCCAUGGUUACUCUUUGGGCACACAUGACCACCGCACGCACCCAACCAGUCCCCACCUGGUCUAGUUCGCACGCAUGCAGACCCCGCAAGCAACUCAGUGACAUUCACAUCUGCCCCCAGCCUCCAGUCGUCGACAGGCAGCUAUCGCCCCCUAUAAACACAGUUCCAGCUCCAAGCAGCCUACCAAGCCAAAACUACACCACACGCAUCCAGCCAGGCCAGUACCCAGUGCAGUACUGGUCGUCAGUGGCCACACAUCCUCCAGCCAAGGUUCAGCCUUCAUCCCCUCUAUUCCAGCCACCACAGGUCCUCCAUGGCCACAGAGCCACCCUGAUUUCGCCAGGCGCCUUCCAGAAACCAGCAGCGUCACCCGCCCCAAGCCCCAGACUGCAGUUCACUCCGGACCAGUCGGCAGUGCCACCCAGCCGCAGCCAGUUUUGUAGCAGCGCAAGACCAGCCCCAGUCAGUGGGCCGCAGUCAGUGUCGUCCCCCGCCAUCCUGUCUACAGUAGCACGUCUCCAGGUCACAACACUCCAGGUCUAG